UCUUUUAUCAUAUACUGUAUAAUAAAACAUUAGGUAUUCAGUAAUGUCAUCAAACAAUAGUGAUAAACAAGAGGACAGUCCGACUAAGAAAGUGUCACAAGUGAUGAACAAUGAUAUACUUAUGGAAAUUAUGUUAUAUUUGGAUUGUCAUCAAAUUAAACGACUGGAACGGGUGUCCAAACAGUUUCGACAGUGCGGUCAAUAUGUGACACAACAUAAAAUUGAAGCCAUUGCCAUCAAUGACUUCAUAUGUCUUGAGUACAACCGAUAUCUGGCAAAUAAGCCAAUCAUUUAUCCUAUUUAUAAGAUACCGACGAAUUGUUUCAAUCGGACAGAUAGUGAAGGAUUUACUUUUGAAGAUAACGAAGACACGAUUGUCAGACUAUCGGAACAGUUUCCUAAAGUUCGUUAUAUAUCACUCGCUAAAUAUACACCAAAUUAUCAAAAGUUUGUUUCAUUUGUUAAUUUGUUUCAACACUUGGAUACACUCUUUAUUGGCUGCAAUACAGUUGAGUUCACACGAUAUGAGUUCAAACAAUUGGGACAACUAUUGUCUUCGCGAUUAAAGAGAUUUUAUUAUAUAUGCGAUAAACAAUCGCCAAAUGUAAUCAAAUGUAUUAAAAAUUUGACACAAUUGGAGACAUUAUUGAUUACAUUAGAGACCAAAAAUUGUAUCAUUCAAUUGUUUAAAUUGUUGCCAUCGAGUGUCCAAUUUCUACACAUCCAUACGCCAUGCAAUAGAAGCAUACGAUUUGAUGAACAAUUGGCCCAAUUUUUGGUCGAUAGUCGGGCCAAAAAUAUAGAUACACUUUAUAUAACUCCUCAAUUUAAUGCACCGGCACUUGAAAUCAUUGGCCAACAAAUGAAUCUGAAGACAUUUCUUUUCAGUUCAUUAAUAGAAACAAAUCAAUGGAAAUCACUCGAAGAAUUAGCUAAAAAUCAAAAGAACUUAACUUAUUUGGGACUCAAAUAUCAUUGGUUUCUAAACUAUAGAAAUACCGAUAAAAAGAUUAGUUUUCCUAAAGUUGAGACACUUUUGCUUCAUUUCUGUUGUAUGGAUGUCUUGGUCUUCGAAGGGCUUUUAAAAUCAUUUCAAUCAAUGAAGACAUUAAUUCUGAGAAAGACAGCCAUCAGAUGUAUUAUAGAUCAAAGACAACACUUGGAGUUUAGUGACUGUAAUACAUGUUUUAGGCAUUUCUACGAACUGGUGGCCAAACACACAACUAUCCGCAAACUAGUCGUACAUUUUGAGGAUCUUAAAGAUCGGACAGAAGUUUUUUGUCAAACAUUGAAUUUAAUGAAAUAUUUGCGAAAAAUACAUUUAAUCAGAUUUUGUUACGACGAUCACAUCGAUUACUAUUUAUUAUGUCAGCAAUUGAUCAGUGAUUACAUCCAUUAUUGCCACCACAACAGUGACCACAAACUGUUCACAUUUGUCAUUCAUAACGAUAUUUAUUUGAAAAUUAAGUCAGAAAUUCCCAGAAAUAUCAGAAUUUUAUAUAAUCUUUAUUUUUAA
This is a messenger RNA of Oppia nitens, 1516 nucleotides long. RefSeq lists its product as uncharacterized. Lineage: Eukaryota; Metazoa; Arthropoda; Arachnida; Sarcoptiformes; Oppiidae. The coding region runs from base 44 to 1516 and encodes 490 amino acids. The record is from RefSeq and is a predicted model, not a curated record. The transcript has a single exon.